AUGCUGAGCAUCGCGCUCCGCCUCAGGUGUUGGGCCUUUCCGGCGCAUUCUUACUGGCCCCUCCAGAUCCUCCUCCUUGAGUUGCUGGUACCAGGGAGCCUGCCCAGCAUGUCCAGACUCCCCCCGGCGGCCAAGCGUGAGAUCCUCAUCGACGGCGACUUGGUAAUCGGUGGCCUCUUCCCGGUGCACCACAAAGGCGAAGGGACGGAGGACUGUGGUAAAAUCAACGCGGAGCGAGGGAUCCAGAGACUGGAGGCCAUGCUGCUGGCGCUCGACGAGAUUAACUCAAGUGAUCGCAUUCUUCCUGGACUCCAGCUCGGGGCGCACAUCCUUGACACCUGCUCAAAGGACACCUACGCUCUGGAGCAGUCCCUCGAUUUUGUCAGGGCGUCUCUCACCAAGGUGCACGACCCAGGCUUCAUCUGCCCGGAUGGGUCCCGACCCAUCCAGAAUGAAGUCCCGCUGGCCAUUUCGGGGGUUAUCGGUGGAUCCUACAGUGAUGUUUCCAUCCAGGUGGCCAACCUCCUUCGACUCUUCCAGAUCCCUCAAAUCAGCUACGCUUCCACCAGUGCCAAACUAAGUGACAAAUCCCGUUAUGACUACUUUGCCCGCACCGUGCCCGCAGACUUCUACCAAGCCAAAGCCAUGGCGGAGAUUCUGCGUUAUUUCAAAUGGACCUACGUGUCCACUGUGGCAUCGGAGGGCGACUACGGCGAGACGGGGAUCGACGCCUUUCAGCAAGAGGCCCGCUCCCACCAAAUCUGCAUCGCCACCUCGGCCAAGGUGAGCCGUUCCAUGAACCGUCAGGGCUUUGAGAACGUGAUCCGCUCCCUGCAGCAGAAGUCCAACGCCAAGGUGGUCAUCAUGUUCACCCGCAGCGAGGAUGCCAGGGAGCUGCUGGUGGCCGCCGCCCGCAUGAAAGUCAAUUUCAUCUGGGUGGCCAGUGACGGCUGGGGAGCGCAGGAGAGCGUGGUGAGGGCCAGCGAGACGGCUGCGGAUGGCGCUUUCACCAUCGAGCUGGCCUCCUACCCUAUCAGAGAAUUUGAAGACUACUUCACCAAACUGAACCCGUACACCAACACCAGGAACCCUUGGUUCAAAGAGUUCUGGGAGCACCGCUUCGGCUGCAGCCUCCAGGAACACGGGUGCAGCGAGCGCAGCCUCAGGGAUGGCACUUUUGAGCAGGAGUCCAAGAUCAUGUUUGUGGUCAACGCCGUCUACGCCAUGGCCUACGCCCUACACAACAUGAGGCAAGCGGUGUGCUCCAACACCUCCAAAGUCUGUGAAGCCAUGAAACCGGGCAAUGGUAAAAGGUUCUACAAGGAGUUCAUUCUGAAGACCAAGUUUGAAGCUCCGUUUCGACCCGUGGACACCCUAAACAUGGUGCGCUUUGACUCUGUCGGCGACAGCAUCAGCCGCUACAACAUCUUCCACUACCACCAAGAAGACGGGAAGUUUGUCUACAAGAAGGUGGGCUACUGGGACCAGAACCUGACCCUGAACACCACGCUGGUAAGCUGGCCCGGGCUGUCGCCGCCCACCUCGCAGUGUAGCGACCCCUGCAGGAAGAACGAGGUGAAGAGCAUGCAGCCCGGCGACGUGUGCUGCUGGAUCUGCAUCCCCUGCCAACCCUACCAGUACCUUCAGGAUGAGUUCACGUGUGCCGAUUGCGGCUUCGGCCAGUGGCCCCUGGACAACCUGACGGGCUGCUACGACCUGCCCGAAGAGUACAUCCGCUGGGAGGACGCGUGGGCCAUCGGACCCGUUACCAUCUCCUGCUUGGGAAUAAUGUGCACCCUCUCCGUGGUGGCCCUGUUCUUCAAGCACAACGAGACGCCGGUGGUGAAGGCGAGCGGACGUGAGCUCUCCUACAUCCUCCUGCUGGGAGUCCUGAUGUGCUACAGCAUGACCUUCAUCUACAUCGCCAAGCCUUCCACCGUCGUUUGCACGCUGCGCCGACUGGGCCUGGGCACGUCGUUCGCCGUGUGCUACUCGGCUCUGCUCACCAAGACAAACCGAAUCGCCCGCAUCUUCAGCGGCGUGAAGGACGGCGCCCAGCGGCCUCGCUUCAUCAGCCCGGCCUCCCAGGUGGCCAUAUGCGGAGCGCUUAUCUCCUGCCAGCUUCUGGUGGCCGUCAUCUGGCUGCUGGUGGAGGUGCCCGGCGUGAGAAAGGAGGCGAGCCCGGAGCGGAGAGACGUGGUGACCCUCAAGUGCAACAGCAGGGAUUCCAGCAUGCUCAUGUCGCUCACCUACAACUGCGUCCUCAUCGUCCUCUGCACCGUCUACGCCUUCAAGACGAGGAAGUGCCCGGAAAAUUUCAACGAGGCCAAGUUCAUCGGUUUUACUAUGUACACCACCUGCAUCAUCUGGCUUGCCUUCCAGCCCAUCUUCUAUGUCACCGCUAGUGACUACAGGGUCCAGACCACCACCAUGUGCAUUUCUGUCAGUCUGAGCGGAUCAGUGGUGCUGGGCUGCCUGUUCGCUCCAAAGGUCCACAUCAUCCUCUUCCAGCCUCAGAAGAACGUGGCUUCGCUGCGGGUCACAGCCAACCGCUUCAGUGCCACCGUGUCGGCCUCUGCAUCCGCUCCCAGUUCCAGUUACUCAAAAGGGUCAGCCUCCAACUAUGUGCCAACGGUUUGUAACGGUCGUGAAGUGGUGGACUCGACGACUUCCUCAUUGUGAGCGCCAUCCCAUCAUCGUGCGUAAAGAGGCCCGGUCGCCACGGCGACAGAGAGACAAUGUGCGGGCAGAACUGACGCUGCCCCCCAGCGAACAGUAGGGAUCGCUUGACAGGCCCUCGUUUGUAUAGAUUAUUUAAUAUACUGUGACUUCUUUGGUUUACACUUGGACAAUGUGUUUUUGUGAGAAUUUAGUAGGAAAUCAUUUAAAAAAGUUAGGCUCUAUCUGGCCGGAAUAAUAAUAAUCUGUUCCAGGGUCAUUAUUGUGUAAGCUUUAACAACUUGACAGGCCAUAUUGUUACAUUCACAACAAUCUAACAAGAACUUCUAAAGCUUUAUUUGCUCAUAUCAAAUUCGCCAUUAUGAAACAAACCACUAAAAGAAAAUAAUAUUUAAAUUUUUCUAUUAUAAUGUAUGCAUUUUUGGGGGUAUAAAAUCCUACUAAAUUCUGGCUCGUGACGCCUUGCACCGUGCCUUGUCCUAACUUGUCAUGUUGUAUGCAGCGAUAACGUAAUACAGCUGUUCUUCUCUUAUUGUCCGUCCAGUGCUGUGAAUAUAUACGAUGUUUGAAGACUAAAAAUGUUUAUUUAACGGAGUAAAAAAAAAAAAGUGACCUAUCUUAGUGAGUAUAACAUGGGAAAUUAGAUGACUCCUGAGGAAAAUGUGUUGAUGUAGACAUUCUACUUUAGAACACGUGCUUUUAUGUAACUUAUGUAAAUAAAAAUGUUUUUGUAAUAUCAGAAUAGAGAAUAGAGUUGUAUUUUAACAUUUUCAAAAACA
Syngnathus typhle (broad-nosed pipefish) is the source of this 3458-nucleotide messenger RNA. It is a transcript of the gene grm2b, whose product is annotated as glutamate receptor, metabotropic 2b. Gene Ontology annotation, molecular function: group II metabotropic glutamate receptor activity. The record is from RefSeq and is a predicted model, not a curated record. Gene Ontology annotation, cellular component: membrane. Bases 1 to 2682 code for a protein of 893 amino acids. NCBI's taxonomy places the organism in Eukaryota, Metazoa, Chordata, Actinopteri, Syngnathiformes, Syngnathidae. Gene Ontology annotation, biological process: regulation of synaptic transmission, glutamatergic; G protein-coupled glutamate receptor signaling pathway. The transcript is spliced from 5 exons.